This is a messenger RNA of Eleginops maclovinus (Patagonian blennie), 1799 nucleotides long. RefSeq names its product dysbindin-A-like. NCBI's taxonomy places the organism in Eukaryota, Metazoa, Chordata, Actinopteri, Perciformes, Eleginopidae. Gene Ontology annotation, biological process: neuron projection development; anterograde synaptic vesicle transport; regulation of synaptic vesicle exocytosis. Bases 126 to 1175 code for a protein of 349 amino acids. The transcript is spliced from 10 exons. The record is from RefSeq and is a predicted model, not a curated record. Gene Ontology annotation, cellular component: plasma membrane; synaptic vesicle membrane; cytoplasm.
UAAAGUUGGUUGCGAUCAGCCAUUAAACCCACAGAAGAAGAACAGCUCCCUGUGCAGCAGCAGUAGCAGUGUGACAGCAACUUAAAGCUCUUUCAUGAGAAACUUGAAAUUAUCUGGGAGGAAUCAUGUUUGAAAACUUCAGAGAAAGACUCCACAUGGUCCAGCAAGAUUUCACUACGGGUUUCAAGACCCUUGGAGACAAAUCAAGAGACCCCAAAGUCAGGAGAAGACCCAGGUUUGAAGAAAGCCUUCCUCAUUUCAGUGCUGGACUGGACAUCCUCAGCAGGUAUGAGGAGAGCUGGUUUCUGCUCCACAGAAGAACUAAGGACUGUGCUCAGGCUGCAGAGGCAGUAGAUGGAGACAUAGUGAUGCUGUCUGCACACUGGGAGAGAAAGAGAGCGGCUCUGACUCAGCUGCAGGAGCAGCUGCAGAUUGUGCCGGCCUUCAUCAGCGAUCUGGACGCCAUCACUGCUAACAUCGCUCAUUUGGAGGGAGACUUUGAGGAGAUGGAGAGCAGGCUGGUGUACCUGGAGACUUUGUGCUGUCAGUCUGAACAGCAGACUGUGCAACAGCAGCAUAUCAACCAACUAGAGGCAUAUAAGAAAAAGAAGAGGAAGGAGGUGGAGGCGCUGGAAGUUGAACUGAACUCUGAGCAUGCUCAGAAGGUGGCAGAGCUGGAGCAGGCCAUGAAGCAGAAACUGAAAGAACGACAGAAAGUGUACGAGGAAGCCUUUAACCAAGACGUGCAGCAAUACCUCUCCACCGGAUACCUGCAGCACAGAGAGCCAGCAGAGCCAGCAGGAACAGACGUACGUGUUCUGGAUCAGAUGACAGUCACUAACAUAUCAGACCAGGAGGCUUUGGAUGACUUCCUUAACUCCACUGGUGAUGAUAUCAGCACAGGAUCCUCUCUGACCUCAGGUCCAGAUCUAGAGUCCUUCUCUUCUGAAUCUGAAAUGAAAAGCCAAAUGAUACAAGCUCCUCCCACAAAGAACCAGGCUGCAGAGUGGGAGCAGGAAGAGGAAGAGGCUGCCAGUGAGGGGAACGACAAGCCUCUGGUGCAGUCAGAUGAGGAAGACGUUCAGCCGGACAUGUCCCUGGUUGCUUUGCAGGACAUUGGCACAUUAAGGGGCUCUGAUGAGAGUGACCCUGCAGAGGACCUGCCAUCUGGGUAACUUCGCAAACAGGCCCUUAAAACUUCUUGAUUACUAUGCAUCACUAACUACUGUCCCCCUCUGCUCUGACUUGUCAUAGCUCCUCUCUGCAGCAAAAUGAGCCAGCACUCUCUGAAUCAGACACUGCUUUCUGAACAUUUGAUAACAAAACACAAAGACAAAUCUAUCCUUUCUAUCAUUUGGUUUAAAGCCUCUUCCAGAAAGCAAGCUACAGAGACCAUACUGUAGAUGGUGCAGCUGGUUCCACCGUACAACAUGAGCAGUAAGGCAGUUGGGAUGACACCGUUAAACACAUUGAAAUCACAAUAAAGAUGCUCUGUAAGCCACAGGACUUCUCGACACACCAACUUCAUUUAUAAGAAGAGAGUGGGCGACAGACUGACUGAUCUCCAAACUGGCAGUCAACAAUUCUUAAUUUAUUAGGUUGGUGAUAUUUUAUAUCGUUCGUGAAAAGCUACAAUAAAAUGACCCUGCCAACCUGAGAUAUCAUAAUCGUCUACUCCAAAAAUAUCAUACUGAAACAGCUGUGUUUAAAAUCCUAAAGGUCGACUUUUGAAACACAAAAACCUUGGUCUGUAUUUGUCUCUUCACCCAUUCAAUAAAAAGAUAUCUCUUUAUAUCUUG